Callorhinus ursinus (northern fur seal) is the source of this 4518-nucleotide messenger RNA. It is a transcript of the gene PWWP2A, whose product is annotated as PWWP domain containing 2A. Lineage: Eukaryota; Metazoa; Chordata; Mammalia; Carnivora; Otariidae. Gene Ontology annotation, molecular function: chromatin binding. Gene Ontology annotation, cellular component: chromocenter; nucleus. The record is from RefSeq and is a predicted model, not a curated record.
GCUGCCGCCGCCGCUGCACCCCGAGCUGGAGGAGGGAGAAGCCAGGAAGAAAAUGGCGGCCGUGGCUGCAGAGGCGGCAGCGACUGCAGCGUCCCCCGGGGAGGGGGGCGCCGGCGAGGCCGAGCCGGAGAUGGAGCCCAUCCCCGGCAGCGAGGCCGGCACUGACCCCCUCCCGGUCACGGCGACGGAAGCAUCUGUGCCGGACGGCGAGCCCGACGGGCAGCAGUCUUCUCCUCAGGCCGACGAGCCGCCGCUCCCGCCGCCACCGCCGCCGCCGGGGGAGCUCGCCCGCAGCCCGGAGGCGGCGGGGCCGGAACUGGAGGCUGAGGAGAAGCUGCCCGUCCGGGUACCGGAGCCGGCGGCAGCCGCGCCUCAGGAAACACCCGACCUUCCACCUUCCCCUGCACCACCGCCCGAGCAGCCCCCAGCUCCCGAGGAGCGCCAGGAACCGCCGCUGCCCCAGCCCGCAGCCCCGGCGCUCGUGCCGCCGGCGGGCGGGGACUCCGCGGUGUCGCAGCUGAUUCCCGGCUCGGAGGUGCGGGUCACGCUGGACCACAUCAUUGAGGACGCGCUCGUCGUGUCGUUCCGUCUAGGGGAGAAGCUCUUCUCCGGCGUCCUUAUGGAUCUGUCCAAAAGGUUUGGGCCCCAUGGGAUCCCUGUGACGGUGUUUCCCAAAAGGGAAUAUAAGGAGAAACCUGAAGCCAUGCAGCUCCAAAGUAAUACAUUCCGAGAAGGGACAGAAGUCAAGCGUGAAGUGAAUGGUGCUGUUCCCACUGACCCUUCUCCCAUCUCGCCUCCCGAGCCGGGCUUGGCUGAAAGCCUGUGGACUUCCAAACCACCGCCUCUCUUCCAUGAAGGAGCACCUUACCCUCCCCCUUUGUUUAUCAGGGACACCUAUAACCAGUCAAUACCUCAGCCACCACCUCGGAAAAUUAAGCGACCCAAACGAAAAAUGUACAGGGAAGAACCUACUUCAAUAAUGAAUGCUAUUAAACUGCGACCCAGGCAAGUCCUGUGUGACAAAUGUAAAAACAGUGUUGUUGCGGAGAAAAAGGAAAUUAGAAAAGGUAGUAGUGCAAGUGACUCUUCUAAAUAUGAAGAUAAAAAACGGAAAAAUGAAAGUGUAACUACUGUGAACAAAAAACUGAAAACUGACCAUAAAGUGGAUGGGAAAAACCAAAACGAAAGCCAGAAAAGAAAUGCUGUGGUGAAGGUUUCCAGUAUUGCUCACAGCAGAGGCAGAGUAGUCAAAGUUUCUGCUCAGGCAAAUACAUCAAAAGCUCAGUUAAGUACUAAAAAAGUGCUCCAGAGUAAGAACAUGGAUCAUGCAAAAGCUCGGGAAGUGUUGAAAAUUGCCAAAGAAAAGGCACAAAAGAAGCAAAGUGAAACCUCUACAUCCAAAAAUGCACAUUCAAAGGUCCAUUUCACACGUCGCUAUCAGAGUCCUAGCUCAGGUUCCCUUCCACCCCGGGUUCGUUUAAAACCACAAAGGUACAGGAAUGAAGAAAAUGACUCUUCUUUGAAGACAGGACUUGAGAAAAUGCGGAGUGGCAAGAUGGCACCCAAGCCCCAGUCUCGCUGCACCUCUACCCGCUCAGCAGGUGAGGCCCCUUCAGAAAAUCAGAGUCCCUCAAAAGGCCCUGAAGAGGCCAGCAGUGAGGUUCAGGACACCAGUGAAGUGCUUGUGCCUGGUGAGCAGGAUGAACCACAGACACUGGGCAAAAAGGGCAGCAAAAGCAAUAUCUCUGUUUACAUGACCCUAAAUCAAAAGAAAUCUGACUCUUCCAGUGCUUCAGUGUGUAGCAUUGAUAGCACAGAUGAUUUGAAAUCCUCCAACUCUGAGUGUAGUUCUUCCGAAAGCUUUGAUUUUCCUCCAGGCAGUAUGCAUGCACCUUCCACCUCCUCCACUUCCUCCUCUUCAAAGGAAGAGAAAAAGCUCAGUAAUUCCUUGAAAAUGAAAGUCUUUUCCAAAAACGUCUCUAAAUGCGUCACACCAGAUGGCAGGACCAUAUGUGUAGGGGACAUUGUUUGGGCCAAGAUCUAUGGCUUCCCUUGGUGGCCAGCCCGUAUUCUCACUAUAACUGUGAGCCGGAAAGAUAACGGCCUUUUAGUCCGACAGGAGGCCCGCAUUUCGUGGUUUGGGUCUCCAACAACCUCUUUUCUUGCUCUUUCGCAACUCUCCCCCUUUUUAGAAAACUUCCAGUCACGCUUUAAUAAGAAGAGAAAGGGCCUAUACCGCAAGGCCAUCACAGAGGCGGCUAAGGCUGCCAAGCAGCUGACCCCUGAAGUGCGGGCUCUGUUGACACAGUUUGAAACGUGAACAUGGACAGUAAGCACAAAGACAUUAGCAGGCUGCUGGUUUCACGGACACGUCCCACAAUGACCCCACACCAGAGCAUCAGGACUGAAUGACAUUGGAGACUCAGAUUUUUAAAGCUGCACUAAGAAGUAAAUGUUAAGGCAGUGGUUAAAACCGAAGUCUAUAAAGGGGCACUUGCAAACUGUGCUGUAUUAAACCGAAGAAAAGGUGUUAGGAGAAUAUUUUAUAAAAAAUAAACUAUUGCAAUAAAUUAUGCAUGAGAGGAGGAGAAAAGUGAUAUGAAACACGCAAAGAACUCACUUGAAUUUUAUAUGUAUGAAGAAUCACUGACCGUAACUUUUUCUGAAUGUGAAGUUCUUUUCAGUACAGUUUGGACAGGCCUAAAACAUGGGAUGAUGACAGAGACGCUGAAUUAUUUUUUAAACUAAAACUGUGUUUUCUCCAAGGUUUUGUUAAUCAGUUCAGAUAUGAGCAAAGGCAUUUCUAAGAUGGCUCUCCUGUGACACAGCAAGAGUCAUAGCUGCCCAGGCUAGGCCAAGGUCUCCUUCAGGGUACCAGUGGAAACAACAGGAAGGAUUCUCUAACAUCCUACUAAAAGGAUGGCAAAGUGCCCCACCCCACCCCGCAAAGAGAAUUUGGAUCUUUUCUUUCUUCAAUAAAACAGGGCUGUAUUAUCUUGAAUAUAUGUUUGCUUGUUAGAACAUAUUAAGAUGUAUUUAUUUGCCACGAGUAUUUAACGUUUUGUGCACAUUUUCAUAACUGCAUUCUUACCUUUUAAAUUCUGACUCAAAGUGGAUAGGCUAGUGUUGACCUUAGAGUGAAAAUUUUUACUCUAAGAGCUACUUCUUAAUUCUACUGAGGUGGAAAGGCUUUUUCCCUGAAUUUUGAUGUGGACCUCUCUCAUGGAGAGCCCCUUCUAAGUGCAAGAUAUUCUCCCAGGUGUCAGGUGGGACUUGACCCUGGGAACAAGCAGGAGGAACAGACCCAUAAAGAGCUUUCAUGCAUGGAACAUGAAUUCUUACUAAUGGAGACCAUGUUUUUCUUGUCUUUGGAAAAUACAUAUUAUGAAAAACCUUAAUUUUUCUUUUUAAUGAAUGGAGAAAACUUUCAUGAGAAAACCAGAAGGACCUAUUAGUACUACAUUUUUAAGGCAUUUUAUAUUUGAUGGUGCAGUACUUUUAAUAAUAAAACUGAAGUUUUUUAGUGGCAAUACUGAUUUAUUUUUUAAACCAGAAAGAUAAUCCAUAUUGCUUACUUAAUACAAAAAAAGGGGGAAAAAUGCCAAAAAAUAAAAUACAAAAUUCAUCUGAAGCAACGUAACAGAUAACUGAGCAUUUGGCUCAAGUGUUUAAACUUUCCAUAAUCUUACUGUAUAGGUUUGGGAUUUCUUAAUAACCCCACGCUCAGGAUUAAGAAAAGGUUCUGAGUGAGAGCUGGAGAGCAUUUGAUAUAUCUGACUAGGACUUGUUUUAUAACUCAAGAAGAAAAGGAAGACAGUCUUCGAGUGAGCUUAAUAUAAAUUCUAAUUGCACUGCAAGUAAUUAAAAGUUUGGAGCGCAUUCUAAAGUCUUUUUGGAAAUCGUCAUGAAGUCAUUAUACACAUUUGAUCAAAUCUGAAAAAGUCAGCUCAGGACCUGGAGCAGCAGGGAGCUCUAAAGAUUAUGUGUGCCUCCAUGGCCCCCUCUUCUUCCCGGCCCUAGCGCUUAGGCUGGGGUCCAUCUUGUUCUUUCUGAGAUUGAACACCAGCAGUACCUUUCAGGCUCACUUCAAGAACCAGAUAACUCCACGCCAUGGCGGACUGUACAAUACUUUGCGCAGAGUGAUGGAAAUGACCAAGAAAUAAUACAAUGGCAAAAUCUGAUCUCUCCCAAUUCUUUUAAGUAUCUAUUUUUUCUUAUGACAAAAUUCUCAAAGGUGUUUUGUUAUAAACCACAUUUUCAUUUUUUAAUAAAUGAAAUUUGGUGGUACUUAAAAUCUAGACAUACCAUGUUGCUAUUUCACUUUUCAUUGCUUUAGUUGCUUAAUAUUUAAGCUUUGCUUCAUGCUACCUUUGUCUGUAUUUCAAAUCUUCACAAGCCUAUUUCAUUUUGUAGACUUGAAUGACAAAAGUUGUUUCUCAUCUAAAGUAUGCUAAGACUUAAAUGUUAAAGAAUGUUGUGUAACAUUUAUCCAAUAAAGUCUUGAUUUUUUAAAAUUUA